Scleropages formosus (Asian bonytongue) is the source of this 2326-nucleotide messenger RNA. RefSeq names its product F-box/LRR-repeat protein 12 (gene fbxl12). The record is from RefSeq and is a predicted model, not a curated record. Lineage: Eukaryota; Metazoa; Chordata; Actinopteri; Osteoglossiformes; Osteoglossidae. Gene Ontology annotation, biological process: SCF-dependent proteasomal ubiquitin-dependent protein catabolic process. The transcript has 3 exons. Bases 7 to 1230 code for a protein of 407 amino acids. Gene Ontology annotation, molecular function: protein binding. Gene Ontology annotation, cellular component: cytoplasm; SCF ubiquitin ligase complex.
UACAAAAUGGCUGACUUUAAAACUUGCUCCUUGGACUAUUUCCCAGAGAACAUUUUAAUUGACAUUUUGUCUUAUUUAAGUGUUCGAGAGCUCGUUCGAAUGGGCAGGGUGUGUAAGAGGUGGAGGAGGCUGGUGAAGGACCAGAGGUUGUGGCGUGCUGUAGACCUCUCAGAAUGGAAAGGGGUGACGUCGCGCCUGCUGUGGGUCCUGCUGCGGCAGUACUUUGGCUGUGGACUGCGCUGCCUGCACCUGCGGGGGCUACUCCUUUCUGCCCGUGGUGGGGCAUUUCUUUCAGAAUCCUGGCUGCAGACCCUGGCCUCCCGAUGCCCCCGCCUGCGUAAACUCUCUUUGUUGCACGUAGACUUGAGGGUACUGCGCAGCUGUUUAUUCUUGCCCCCAACACUUCAAGUUCUGGAGUUGCGAGGCUGUGAGCUCCCACCUGGCUUUUUCUCCAUGAGUUCCUCUCUUUCAUCUACUGACCACAGUGGGGGGAAGACUGGAAAUAGAAUGGGGAGAGCAUCAUCAGCCACUUCCACAACAUUAGCUGGGAGUCAUGCAGCAAGCAGUGUGGUUGAUACAACUGCUGGAGGUACGGCCAUCGAGACCCUUGUCCUGGACAAUGUACCCUCCUUUACAGAUCUGCACCUCCAGAGCCUGGUCUCCUGGAAGAGACUGAGCCGCCUGGAACUGCGAGAUGUGAUACGCAUCACUGCUGCAGGCUUGCGGAGCUGUGCUGCCCAGGAGAGUGGGAUUGGAGGAGAUGAGGGGCCAGGUGUAGCCUUCAGGUUGUCCCAGCUUAUGUCCCUGGAGCUGGGGAAUUCAGGACGGCCAGGAUCCCAGACUCAAAUGGCCUCGCUAGGCCUUGGUGAAGGGUGGGCAGGCUUAGAAGAGCUGACCCUCGGGGGUAGGGAGGUGGCACCUGGUCUUCUUUGUGUUUGUCGACUGAAGGAUUUGCAGAGGCUGCGGCUACGUGGUUGCCUGCUCAGCGAGGUGCAAGUGCUGCGCAGUUGCAGGGGACUGCGCAACCUACAGAGGCUGGAGUUCUGUGAGGUGACCUUCCAGGGGCACCAGAAGAAAUGGGAUGCAAAAGAGAACGACAGACAUGAAGGUUCUGAAAGUGGGAACGAAAAAGAGGAUCCCAUGCCAACUCUCCGCCGUUCUCUGGGUGGCUUACUACCUGGAUGCACUCUGGUGUUCACUCGUUGCUCUGUCACCAUGCCUUCUGAGUGAAAGUGCACAUUUACAUGUUAGCUGUUCUCUGCAGUUCCACUUUUUCCUGCACAUGCAAUAGGUAUGUCUAUUUGCAUAGGCUCAGAAAUACACAGUAUUUUGCUCUUCACACACAGUCCCAGCACAAGUAAUUAUACAUAAAAAGGCACUUGGUAGUGUGCAAGACAGCAGGAAGAAGAAUUUUAGUCCUUCUAGUACUAUAUAAUCUGCCUUGCUAACUUGUGUAUAUAAGAUUUUUUUUCUUUCUUUCUUUCUCUGAAACCACCAUGGUUUGUACUGGAGCAAGUUUUUUUUUUUUUUAAAUUUUAAUUUCUUACCAAGGUUGACCAAUAGGCAAAGAUGUGAACGCGCAGUAGCGUAUUGUCAGUUCUUCAGAACAUAAACAAACUUCUGCUUUAAUUACUUAUUACUAUCUUUCACUUUCCCUUUAGGAACAUCAUUUUAUGCUUGAUCAGUCGUACAGUUGGUAAAUAAAGGAGCCUUUCAGUUGUAUUAAACUCAUUUGAACUGCCAGAAUGCAAAUGCUUCAUUCUUGAGAUGACUUGUUUCUUCUGUUUCUCUGGGCUCAGACCAUAAAUAAGGAUGUUUCAGAUGCACCAGAAAGAUGGUGGCUUGUGGGUGAGAUUACGUACAAUUGCCAGAGCUGUUAGAUUGGUACAGCAAGAAGGUUCACAUUCUUGUUUAAAAACAUUUCCCUCACCAAGAGAUUUAAAGUCUUAAACAUAAGUCCCUUUUUAUAAAUAGCAUUACAUGCUGCACUCAUUUUGAAGAUUGGUUUGUCUACAUAUUACUGUUUGAAAACAGUCUGACUUUUGUAUUUGCCACAGUAAGUAUGUACGCUGGACAACUAUUUUUAAGAAACGUCGAGAGGGACGAUGUGGAGCUAUGAGGUCUGUUCCGCUCAAAGCUCCACUUCAUAGCCCUAAACUCAUAGAGACCAUGUACUUCUGUUACAGAUACUCACUUUAUUGCGCUUUAUCUGAUCUUUUUUUACAUCAUACAUCUUACAAUGCACCGGAACAGUUCAAUUUCAAUGUAACCUGAAACACUUCUGAUGCACAGUUACAGUAUGUAGAUAUCCUCUCUGCAGCCUCAG